Octodon degus (degu) is the source of this 1982-nucleotide messenger RNA. RefSeq names its product SLC9A3 regulator 1 (gene Nherf1). The record is from RefSeq and is a predicted model, not a curated record. Gene Ontology annotation, cellular component: apical plasma membrane. NCBI's taxonomy places the organism in Eukaryota, Metazoa, Chordata, Mammalia, Rodentia, Octodontidae. The transcript has 6 exons. The coding region runs from base 251 to 1327 and encodes 358 amino acids. Gene Ontology annotation, biological process: protein localization to plasma membrane. Gene Ontology annotation, molecular function: protein-membrane adaptor activity; signaling receptor binding.
CCGGCGGGGUUCUGGAACGCUCAGUGGCUGCGCGGGACAGGAAUUGGUCGGAGUUCCACCGUCCAGUCUUCCCGGUCUUCGCGGUUCGCUCCUGGUGUACCCGAGACACCUGUGCUCUCCGCCGGUGCAGGGUUUCCUGCCGCAUUCCUUCCCGUCCCCCAGUUCGUAGGGCGGGGAGAAAGGCUGGGCCGUCGCGUCCCGGACCCUCGGUAGGACCUUGCUUCGCGCCGCUGAGCCGUUGCAGGGCGAGAUGAGCUCGGACUCGGCGGCCGGGGCGCCCCUGCCCCGGCUCUGUUGCCUGGAGAAGGGCCCGAACGGCUACGGCUUCCACCUGCACGGGGAGAAGGGCAAGGUGGGCCAGUUCAUCCGGCUGGUGGAGCCCGGCUCCCCGGCCGAGAAGGCGGGGCUGCUGGCCGGCGACCGGCUGGUGGGAGUCAACGGCGAGAACGUGGAGAAGGAGACCCACCAGCAGGUGGUGAGCCGCAUCCGCGCCUCGCCCAACGCCGUGCGCCUGCUGGUGGUCGAUCCCGAGACCGACGAGCAGCUGAAGAAGCUCGGCGUCCAGGUGGGCGAGGAGCUGCUGCGCACCCACGAAGAGCCCGGGCAGGCCGAGCCACCCGCCGCCAACGAGGCUCAGACGGACGGAAGCGAAAGUGAGCCGCGCGAGACCGAGGAGAGCCACCCGGAGCGGCUGGAGCUUCGGCCUCGGAUCUGUUUUAUGAAAAAGGGCGCCAACGGCUAUGGCUUCAACCUGCACAGUGACAAGUCCAAGCCAGGCCAGUUCAUCCGAGCGGUGGACCCAGGUUCCCCAGCCGAAGCCUCUGGGCUGCGGGCCCAAGACCGCAUUGUGGAGGUGAACGGGGUCUGCAUGGAGGGCAAGCAGCACGGGGAUGUCGUGUCUGCCAUCAAGGCUGGCGGGGAUGAGGCCAAGCUGCUGGUGGUGGACAGAGAAACUGAUGAGUUCUUCAAGAAGUGCAAAGUGAUCCCAUCUCAGGAGCACCUGGACGGUCCCCUGCCUGAGCCCUUCACCAACGGGGAGAUUCAGAAGGAGAACAGCAGUGAAGCCCUGGGUGAGGCAGCCUUUGAGAGCCCCAGGACAGUGCUGGCGAGAUCUGCCUCAAGCGAUACCAGUGAGGAGUUCAGUUCCCAAGACAGCCCCAAGAAACAGGACUCCACAGAGCCCUCGUCUACCUCCUCCUCUGACCCCAUCCUGGACUUCAACAUCUCCCUGGCUGUGGCCAAAGAGAGGGCGCACCAGAAGCGCAGCAGCAAGCGGGCCCCACAGAUGGACUGGAGCAAGAAAAAUGAACUCUUCAGCAACCUCUGAGCACCCAUCUGCAGCAGCCCAAGGCUGGGGAAGGGCCCAGCCUAUAGCCAGUCCAUCCUAGCCACCCCAACCCCACUGCCCACCAAUCGAUGUUUCAAUCAGCACCAGCACCUCCCUUCAUGAUGAAUCUGAUUGUCCUAGAUACUUCAUUCUUCUCUUAAGAUGUUUCUCUGUCCUCUCCAAUGAAAAAGCGGACUCUUCCCCUCCUCCUCCCCAAGGGCUUUCUCCUACCAGGUAACCCCUUGCCACUCAUCCUGGGACAUCACUGGGACCCACACCAAGCAAGGACCCUGGAGCCAGGUGCUCACAUGUGACCGCUGGCCCAAAACUAAUGAAGGAACUGAUUUCUGCAACCACUGUUCACAGUGGGCAGGGUGCCCUUCAUCCUGGGAGUUGUGGUUUGGGUAUCUGCUGAUUUUUCUUUUUUUUUAAGAGUGCAGUAUCAAGAGUUCAAAAGGAUUUUUGUUUCCUUGAUUUUCCUGGUCAUUAACAUCUGAGGUAUAGCAGCAGCCUCAGCCUUAAAUUUUUGUUUCUACUCUCACUGUUAGAGACCUGGGCAGCGUGGGGAGGAUCUGGCUGCCCCCUGCCAUCCCUGAGCCAGGCACCACCACUGUAAAGACACUGCUUCAGAAACCAAGCCCGUUCCUCUCUACUU